Molecule: messenger RNA, 1278 nt
Organism: Centruroides sculpturatus (bark scorpion)
Lineage: Eukaryota; Metazoa; Arthropoda; Arachnida; Scorpiones; Buthidae
Exons: 3
Coding region: 91-864 (257 amino acids)
Source: RefSeq, a predicted model, not a curated record
UAAGCAUUUCAUUCUUAUUAGGUCAACUCAGUAAAUGAUGUACAAAAUGAAAUUAUACCAUGCGGUUAUUCAGUGAAAGUUCAAGGUGAUAUGAACAUUGUAUAUGAAUCUUAUGCUCAUGAACCGUCUGAUGAAAUUUGUCAAAAUGACAUUUCUGAAGAAUCUAAUAGUAAUGAAAUUGCUGAUCAUGAUACUAUGUAUAUUACUGAUAAUAAUGAUCAACAGAUUUUCACUAAUGAACUAAAUAAUGAAGUUUGUAAUUUACCAAAUCAACUGAUAGAUGAAAGCUGUAAAAAUAAUGAACAGUUGAGUAAAAAUGAAAAUGAAUGUUUCUUCUCUCAAGUACAAAUGACUGUAUCAGAUACAGAAAUAUGUGGUGAAAAUGUAGAGGAUAAUCUUGACAUUGGUAUGAAUGAAACAACUUCAGAUGUUAACAGAUCAGAAGUUUCAUCUCAAUGUAACUAUAUUGAAUCAAGAAGUACUCAGUCUGAUAUUUUAACUCCUGUUGAUGAUAUUGCUGAACAGAUGGAAUUGAUGAUUUUAAAUCAAUUAGCUCAACAAAAUGACAAUGUUGAAGUUGUGCCUGACGAUCUAGAACUUUAUUUAGAUAACCAAGAAUUGUUAUUAAAUAAUUAUGAUUCAAUACCUCGUCAAUUUGAACCACCAAAAGAGAAACCACCACCGCCACCUACAGAAGAAGCAGAACCUCUUCAAAUUACAGUCACAUCAGUUGCAAGAACAAAUUCUACUAAACGAAUAAAACAAGAAAUACAGAAGAGAAGAUCUGAUUUUUUAGGUUUGGAAAUUCAUGAUGAUGGAAUAGAUAUAGGUAAUUUAUUUAUUUUUGUAAAAAUGUAUAAAUAGUAUAAAUUUAUUAAUGUUUUUCAAAUAAUCAUUUUCAUAAAUGUAAAUUAAGGCUAAACAAAACAAAUUUGCUUCAAUAUAUGUAUAUAUAACUUCACUGAAAAGUUCAACUGAAAAAGGAGGAGAGUUGACAGCUGACCAUAAAACAGAUUACAAACUAAUUCUAAUUAUUUAGUUCUAGUCCAGAUCAGUUAAUGUUAAGAUGAUUAUCAUGAAAUGACAGACAACAAAACCCAAAUAUUAUAAGAACUAUAUUAAGGUUGUUUCGUUUUUGAAUACCAAAAACUUUUAAAAAUAGCCAGAACUAGUAUGAUAAUUAAGAAAGACUUGAUACUGGAGUUAAGAAAUACAAGCAAGAAAUAAAAUAAAAAUAAAAAUGGAGAUGAUACUGUAGAGAAAAAUAAAUUGAUGAUA